Messenger RNA from Anguilla anguilla (European eel), 1213 nucleotides. Its product is annotated as GTP-binding protein REM 2-like. The transcript has 5 exons. Lineage: Eukaryota; Metazoa; Chordata; Actinopteri; Anguilliformes; Anguillidae. The coding region runs from base 330 to 1172 and encodes 280 amino acids. Gene Ontology annotation, cellular component: plasma membrane. Gene Ontology annotation, molecular function: GTPase activity; GTP binding; calcium channel regulator activity. The record is from RefSeq and is a predicted model, not a curated record.
UCGCAAAAACUAUUUCAUCAGACAUACUAUUAAAACAGCACACUUUACCAAGGCAAGACGAUGUACUGUGUCGUUUUAUGCCGGAAUAUCUGCCUGAAUAUGAACAUAAAUUUCGAUUAAUCAAUCAACAAAAUAUGAGAGUUUGUUAGUAGAACAGUGGGGGUACCCCCUCCCGCGCCCUCAUGACUCAUUAAUGCAGAGAAGCGCGAGCUUUCACACCCAUGGAAGCGCUGCACAUAUGCCUCUGCAUAUGGGCUUAUAAAUUAUAAUAGAGAGAGAGAGAGAGCGAUUGGACAGUUUCGCGUUGCUUUCGCAGUCAGAGUGAAAGUAUGACCCUCUCCAGUGCCCCACCCCAACGUAGAGGAAGUACCCCUCUGCCAAUCAAACACCAGCUCAGACGGGAGGAAGCUGUUAAUGAGGAUUGUGAUUGGACGCCGGGGCUGAGUGGGGCCUCCCCUUCUCCAAUCAGCUUCAGCCCUGCCGGGGAGGAGGCGGUUUUGCCCACGGGGCAAGAGGGGCCCCUUCGCAUUGCCCUGCUGGGGCAGAACGGGGUGGGAAAGUCUUCCCUCGCCAUCGCCCUCGCUGGGGAGUUCGACAGGACCGCAUCCAUCGACUCUGAGGGAGAGGGCUACGUUCGCACGGUCACCGUGGACGAUGAAGAGAGCACCAUCAUCAUCUACGACAACUGGAGACAGGACCUGUCGGCCUUGCGGUGCGAGGUGUGCGUCCUGGUGUUCUCGGUGACGGACAGGCGAAGUUUUCACCGAACCGCUCAGCUCCGCCUCCUCCUGAGGGAGACCCAGCCUCAAACUCCCAUCAUCCUCGUGGGCAACAAGAGCGACCUGGUCAGGACGAGGGAGGUCAGCACUGAGGAGGCCCACUCCAGCGCGGUGCUGUUUGACUGCCAGUACCUGGAGCUCUCCGCCUCGCUGGACCACCGCACCUCGGAGCUGCUGGAGGGGGCGGUGAGGGCCGCUCGGGGCCAGGCCUGGGGGCCCGGGGGGGCUGGGGGGGGCCCCGUGGACGACCGCAGGGAGAGCCUCACCACCAAGGCCAAACGGUUCCUCUCCAGCCUGGUGCCCCGCUACCCCAGGGAGAGGGAGCGGGAGCGGGAGGGGGGCAGGUUCUGCAGGCAGAAAUCACGCUCCUGCCACGAUCUCGGAGCUCUGUGACAGAGGGAGAGAGAGGGAGGGAGAGAGAGGGGGGGUGGGGG